This is a messenger RNA of Zygotorulaspora mrakii, 852 nucleotides long. It is a transcript of the gene CFD1, whose product is annotated as iron-sulfur cluster assembly protein CFD1. The record is from RefSeq and is a predicted model, not a curated record. The transcript has a single exon. Gene Ontology annotation, cellular component: cytosol. Bases 1 to 852 code for a protein of 283 amino acids. Gene Ontology annotation, molecular function: ATP binding; 4 iron, 4 sulfur cluster binding; ATP-dependent FeS chaperone activity. NCBI's taxonomy places the organism in Eukaryota, Fungi, Ascomycota, Saccharomycetes, Saccharomycetales, Saccharomycetaceae. Gene Ontology annotation, biological process: iron-sulfur cluster assembly.
AUGGAAGCUAAAGAGGGACUGCCUACUGUGUCGUUAGAUAAGGUGAAACAUAUUAUACUUAUCUUGUCAGGAAAAGGUGGUGUAGGCAAGAGCUCCGUUACUACUCAAACAGCGCUUACGCUGUUCAGCAUGGGUUACAAGGUUGGCGUACUAGACAUCGACUUGACAGGUCCAUCUCUACCUAGAAUGUUCGGCUUGGAGAAAGAAUCAAUUUUACAGUCUGCGAGGGGGUGGGUACCGGUUGCGAUGAAAUCCCCUGAGGAUACCAAUAUAUCUGGUUCACUGAGUGUCAUAUCGCUGGGAUUCUUAUUGGAUAAUAGAGGCAACAGCGUUGUAUGGAGAGGUCCAAAGAAGGCUGCUAUGAUCAAGCAGUUCAUAUCUGAUGUUUGUUGGGGCGAGUUAGAUUACCUUCUUAUAGAUACGCCACCAGGGACAUCAGACGAGCAUAUAUCGAUCGCUGAACAGCUCAAGUGGGCUAACCCUGACGGUGCCAUAAUUGUGACUACACCUCAAAGUGUAGCAACGGCGGAUGUCAAGAAGGAGAUCAAUUUCUGUAAAAAAGUUGAACUAAACAUACUUGGUAUAAUCGAAAAUAUGUCAGGAUUUGUUUGCCCACAUUGUUCUGAAUGCACCAAUAUCUUUUCAAGUGGAGGUGGAGAAAAGCUUGCUGCUGAAUUUUCUGUCCCUUAUCUUGGAAAUAUUCCAAUUGACCCCAAAUUUGUCGAGCUUAUAGAGAAUCAACAUUCUUAUGAAACGAGUUUAACUGAUUUAUAUAAAGAAUCUGCAUUGUUUGAAGUUUUCAAACCGAUAAUCACCAAAGUUUUGAAUGAGAAAAUACAAUCGAGGGCCUAA